GCACAGGCGAACGAGCGGGCCGGCCCUUCGCCGGGUGCGCCUGCGCAGAAGCGAGGCGCGCCGGGGCGGCUGGAGCGGUUCCCUCGCAGGCGGCGCCAUUUUGUGCUAGGAGCCGAGAUAAAACCGGCCCGGUUGUGUGUAAAGGGGGCGGCGGAACCAGGGUCCCUGGAAUGGCGGAGACUCUGUCAGGCCUAGGAGAUUCGGGUGCGCCGGGCGCAGCGGCUCUGAGUUCCGCCUCGUCGGAGACCGGGACGCGGCGCCUCAGCGACCUGCGGGUGAUCGAUCUGCGAGCGGAGCUGAGAAAACGGAAUCUGGACUCGAGCGGCAACAAGAGUGUUUUGAUGGAGCGGCUGAAAAAGGCAAUUGAAGACGAAGGUGGUAAUCCUGAUGAAAUUGAAAUAACCUCAGAAGGAAACAAGAAAACAUCAAAGAGAUCCAGCAAAGGGCGUAAACCAGAAGAAGAGGGUGUGGAAGAUAACGGGCUUGAGGAAAAUUCUGGGGAUGGACAGGAGGAUGUUGAAACCAGUCUGGAUAACUUGCACGAUAUGGAUAUAAUAGAUAUCAGUGUAUUGGAUGAAGCAGAAAUUGAUAAUGGAAGCAUUGCAGAUUGUGUAGAGGAGGAUGAUGCUGAAAAUCUCCCAGAGUCCCCAGCUGAUAGUAGAGAGCUAAUCCAGGAAGAAAUGAAAGAUCUUCCAGAGCAACUUCAAGAACAUGCUGUGGAGGACAAAGAAACUAUAAACAAUUUAGAUACUUCAUCAUCCGACUUCACUAUAUUACAGGAAAUUGAAGAGCCAUCCCUGGAGCCAGAAAAUGAGAAAAUACUCGACAUUUUGGGGGAAACUUGUAAAUCUGAGCCAGUAAAAGAAGAAGGUUCCGAGCUGGAGCAGCCAUUUGCACAGGAUACAAGUAGCGUGGGGCCAGACAGAAAGCUUGCGGAGGAAGAGGACCUUUUUGACAGCGCCCAACCGGAGGAGGGUGAUUUAGAUUUGGCCAGCGAGUCAACACACGCUCAGUCGGGCGAGGCAGACAGCCUGUUAGCGGUAGUGAAAAGGGAGCCCGUGGAACAGCCAGGCGAUGGCGAGAGGAUGGACUGUGAGCCUGUAGGGCUAGAGCCGGCAGUUGAGCAGAGUAGUGCAGCCUCCGAGCACGUGGAGACCUGUAGCGAGGAGGUCGCAGAAGCGCCCACAGAAGAAGCUCCAAGUCCAGAAGGCAGAGAUAGCAAAGAAGACGAGAAGAAGUUUGAUUUUGAAGCUUGUAAUGAAGUCCCUCCGGCUACUAAAGAGUCCUCAACCAGUGAGGGCGCUGAUCAGAAAAUGAGUUCUGUUGAAGAUGACUCGGAUACAAAAAGGCUUUCUAAAGAGGAAAAGGGUCGUAGCAGUUGUGGCAGAAACUUCUGGGUUAGUGGGCUUUCUUCUACAACCAGAGCUACAGAUUUGAAGAAUCUCUUCAGCAAAUACGGAAAGGUGGUGGGUGCAAAGGUUGUGACAAAUGCCCGGAGUCCUGGAGCUCGCUGUUACGGCUUUGUCACAAUGUCCACAGCAGAGGAGGCAACAAAAUGCAUUAACCACCUGCACAAAACGGAGCUCCAUGGGAAGAUGAUUUCUGUGGAAAAAGCAAAAAAUGAACCUGCUGGGAAGAAAACCUCUGACAAAAGAGACAGUGAAGGGAAGAAAGACAAGUCAAGCAACAGUGACAGAUCUGCAAACCUUAAGAGGGAUGAUAAAGCUGACAGAAAAGAUGAUGCUAAAAAGAGUGAAGAUGCAAGUGGAGAAAAGAGUAAGGACCAAGAUGACCAGAAACCUGGCCCCUCAGAGCGAUCUCGUGCUACAAAAUCAGGAAGCCGAGGAACCGAGCGGACUGUAGUAAUGGAUAAAUCUAAAGGGGUACCUGUUAUUAGUGUGAAAACAUCUGGAUCCAAAGAAAGAGUUUCCAAAAGCCAAGAUCGAAAAUCAGCUAGCAGGGAGAAGCUUUCCGUUGUGUCCUUUGAUAAGAUCAAAGAGCCUAGGAAGUCAAGAGACUCGGAGUCACGUAGCAGGGUACGAGAGCGCAGUGAGCGGGAGCAGCGCAUGCAGGCGCAGUGGGAGCGUGAGGAGCGGGAGGAGCGUGAGCGGCUAGAGUUCGCCCGGGAGAGGCUGGCCUUCCAGCGGCAGCGGCUGGAGCGUGAGCGCAUGGAGCGUGAGAGGCUGGAGCGCGAGCGCAUGCAUGUGGAGCAUGAGCGCCGGCGGGAGCAGGAGCGCAUCCACCGGGAGCGCGAGGAGCUGCGGCGCUAUGAGCAGGAGCGGAGGCCUGCAGUGCGUCGGCCCUAUGACCUGGAUGGCCGGCGAGAUGAUGCCUAUUGGCCAGAAGCCAAGCGGGCUGCCCUGGAUGACCGCUAUCAUUCUGACUUCAACCGCCAAGAUCGCUUUCAUGACUUUGACCACAGGGACCGAGGCCGCUACCCUGACCACUCAGUUGACAGGAGAGAAGGUUCAAGGUCAAUGAUGGGAGAAAGAGAAGGACAGCAUUACCCUGAACGCCAUGGAGGACCAGAGCGCCAUGGCCGGGACUCCCGAGAUGGCUGGGGGGGCUAUGGCUCUGACAAGAGGCUAAGUGAAGGCCGGGGGCUGCCUCCUCCCCCCAGGGGCAGACGGGACUGGGGGGACCGAAGAGAGGAUGACCGGGCAUGGCAAGGUGCAGCUGAUGGAGGCAUGAUGGACAGGGAUCACAAGAGGUGGCAAGGUGGUGAAAGAAGCAUGUCUGGCCACAUGAUGAACCAGGGAGGGAUGUCAGGGCGUGGCAGCUUUGCCCCUGGUGGGGCCUCCCGGGGCCACCCAAUCCCACGGGGCAGAAUGCGAGGCGGGUUUGGAGGCCAGAGUCGAGGGAGCAGGCCCAGCGACAGCCGCUUCACUCGCCGCUACUAAAUACUUUGAACCCUGUGUCCUGUCAUGUGGCAACAAGACUAUGUUCUGUUAGAAGUUAUCUUAAACUGUGUAAAAAUAUUUUUUUUAUCUGCUGCCAUAUUAUAGCUCAACACAAUGUGAAUUUGUUUUUUGUUUGUGUUUUUUUUUUGUAAUAAAUGUGUUUCUGUUCACAUACCCUUUA
Molecule: messenger RNA, 3081 nt
Organism: Nycticebus coucang (slow loris)
Lineage: Eukaryota; Metazoa; Chordata; Mammalia; Primates; Lorisidae
Gene: SAFB
Product: scaffold attachment factor B
Exons: 21
Coding region: 171-2900 (909 amino acids)
Biological process (GO): regulation of transcription by RNA polymerase II; regulation of mRNA processing
Cellular component (GO): nucleus
Molecular function (GO): sequence-specific DNA binding; RNA binding
Source: RefSeq, a predicted model, not a curated record